UGGACAAUGCGAGGAAGUGAGGGAUCUUUGGCGAGCGGCAUGAAUCUCCCAGGCCAACCCGAUCUGUACCAGCUAUGCCUGGAAAAUAUCAAGGGCAAGUGAAUCCGUGGAAUGGGGACGGUCCCGCCGGCAGCGGCCAGUGAGCCCGAGCUCCCCUGAGUAGCCGAAGCGAAGCGAAGCCCGAACCGAGCCCUGGGGGCUGCAAGAUGCACCCCUCCUUUGGAUGCUUUUAAGGCAGCAGCCGCCAAAUUAAGGCGAAGUGUGAAGAUCCCCCUUCCCCAGCCGCAGCCUGAGCCUCCUGCCCCCCCGGCGAUCAGUGAAAUGCUCCAGGAGAAAGGCCUGUCUGAAACGGAAGAAGAGUUUCCAGCGGCCCAGGCACCUGGUCAUGCAGAAUCCACCGUGGGUUCCCCGGUUCUCGGCGUGGCAGGAGUCAGCAGCACUCCGCUGAGCAGUCCGCAGGGCCAGGAUCCGGAGCAGACAAUAGAAAACAUCAAAGUCUAUCUCCAUGAGAAGGAGCUAUGGAAGAAGUUUCAUGAAGCUGGCACCGAAAUGAUAAUAACUAAAGCAGGCAGGAGGAUGUUUCCUAGCUACAAAAUUAAGGUAACCGGGAUGAACCCCAAGACCAAAUACAUCUUGUUGAUCGACAUUGUCCCAGCUGAUGAUCACCGGUACAAAUUUUGUGACAACAAAUGGAUGGUGGCUGGGAAAGCAGAGCCCGCAAUGCCUGGGCGAUUAUAUGUUCAUCCGGACUCGCCCGCCACGGGAGCUCACUGGAUGCGGCAACUGGUGUCGUUUCAGAAGCUAAAGCUCACUAACAAUCACCUCGAUCCGUUCGGACAUAUUAUUCUUAAUUCGAUGCAUAAAUACCAGCCAAGAUUGCACAUUGUGAAAGCAGAUGAAAACAACGCCUUUGGGUCCAAGAACACAGCGUUCUGCACACAUGUGUUUCCAGAGACAUCCUUUAUAUCGGUGACCUCCUAUCAGAAUCACAAGAUAACCCAGCUGAAAAUUGAAAACAACCCAUUUGCCAAGGGAUUCAGGGGAAGCGAUGACAGCGAUUUGCGUGUGGCACGGCUUCAAAGCAAAGAAUAUCCAGUGAUUUCCAAAAGCAUCAUGAGGCAGAGGUUGGUUUCCACUCACGGCCAGCUUUCAACAAAAACAGAUGUCAACCCACUCCAUGGGACUCACCAGACCCUUCAGCAUUAUCAGUACGAGAAUGGUGCUCAUAUGCCAUUUGCUGCUUCGGAUACUCAAGAUCUACCACUCAACACCUUCACAGCACAGAGAGAUUCAGGGCUCUUUUAUCACUGCCUGAAAAGAAGAGAAAGUGCUCGGCAUUUAGACCUGCCCUGCAAACGGUCCUAUCUGGAAGCCUCCUCUUCUGUAGGAGAAGAUCAUUAUUUUCGUUCUCCACCUCCAUAUGACCAGCAAAUGUUAAGUCCUUCCUAUUGCAGUGAGGUGACACCUAGGGAAGCUUGUAUGUACUCAGGUUCUGGGGCUGAAAUCGCAGGUGUUUCAACAGUCGAUGACUUGCCACCUCCUCCCCCACCCCCUUUGAGCUGCAAUAUGUGGACUUCUGUUGCACCUUACACCAGCUACAGCGUUCAGACAAUGGAAACUGUGCCUUAUCAGCCUUUCCCUGCUCAUUUUACUACCACCACCAUGAUGCCAAGACUCCCCUCUAUCACAAGUCAAAGCUCACAGCCACCAGGUAAUAGCCCCUUCAGUGUCUACAAUCAACUGUCACAGUCUCAGGUUCGGGAGCGAGUUCCUCCUUCAUCCUUCCCGAGGGAAAGAGUGCACCCAUCUGUUUGUGAGAGGAAGCCCCCAUCUCCGCACUUAAACACAGCAAACGAAUUUCUGUACUCACAAAGCUUUUCACUCUCGAGGGAAUCUUCAUUACCGUACCAUUCAGGAAUGGGGACUGUGGAAAACUGGACUGAUGGAUGAUUCUAAUAUCUAAGUAACAAAACAGCUAGUUUUACUGCUCCUGAACAAAAUUACUUCAGUGUUAAUUCCUGUGGGUAACUUGCACUUCAGUGAAACCUACACACAUGUACAAUUCCAAAGGGGUGUGUAUGUGUGUUUGAGGUGUUUGUAUGUUUACACACAUACAAUUCUGUACAAAGUAACUAUUAGCUCAAUGGCCUGGAUUCACCAAUCUCUUCUAAAUUAAUUCAGUCCUACUGGCCCCCUAAGAACCAUCCGAAUGACUAAAAUGUGAUGUGGCUUGUCCUUUUCCUUUGUUUAAAACAGCAGAUUUUUGGGGAAAUUAUUACCCUUAAUUUGUGUGGCUCACGGAGUCAUAGAGCCAUAACAAUUAGAGACAAAACCAUCAAUUAUUGUCCAAUGUAUGCAAGUUAUAGGUCUUCUAAUCUAGGACUGUUUCUAUCCUCAGCAGUGGAUAAGCAUUAUUAGUCCACUUAUUGCUGGGGAAGCAGAAUCUCAGUGAAGUGACUUGCCCUGAGGCUGCAUACGCAACAAGCCCAUGUCAUCUGAUUCCUUGCAGUAUAGUGGCUUGAGAUUUGUCCAGUCAUGUUUUAAAUGGCUCUAGAAAUGGGGUUUCCACCAUUCCCCUUGGGGAACAAUAUUUCACAGUGUAAUAGUCCCUAAAUACUCAUUUUCUUUGCACUGAAGUGAAGGGAGUUGUUUUCAAGAUGGUGGAGACGGUGAACCAAUUUUUUCCUUCCACACUUUUAAUUAAAGUGAUCAGAUUUUGCAAUGGACAGAAGUAUCAGUGGAGGUGUGAAAAGCUGUGACCAAUAUAUUUGUUGCUAAUAUUUUUACUGUGGAAUUAUUUCCAGGUGACAAAUGGAUGGAUACCUCCUUCAAUGAUCAAAGGCCUGCAAGAAUUCAUUAAUCAAAAACAAACAAACAAAAAAACACAGCCAGUCUGAGAAAUGGACACUUAAAGGGGAAAUUCUGCAUUCUUUAUUAAACAAAACUCCCACUGAUUUCAAGUGAAUAGUUUUGUUGAGAAGGAAUUGCAUCUUUCUCUGUAUAUACCACUCCUUAGGUCUCCAGUCUAUGCAGGACCACCAGCUGUUAUUCAUAGAACAAACAGAAGGAUACGUAGAAAGAACAGGGGGAGUUUGGUUCGAUUAAGGAGUACUGAAUUUGACCUUAAUAAUUUUGUCCUGUUUGCCAAGCAAUCAAUGGAAUAGGUGGAGGGCUAAAGAAAUUUUAAAAAGUUGCUCCUGCUCUUUGCUGAAUCCAUUCCAAUGAGGAGAGAUUGAUGAAGAUGAUGUUUAAGCUAGACAAGCCCAAGGGCACUGAAGUGAAGGUUAUUUUUAGCCAGGACAUUCAUAUAUACCCCAUUCAACAGACAGUAAGUGUGGAUUUUGUAAUCAGAUUUGGGAAAUCACUACAAUUUUUGCAUGCUGAAUAGGUAUUUAUAUAUAAAUAUAAAAAUAUA
This is a messenger RNA of Chelonoidis abingdonii (Abingdon island giant tortoise), 3415 nucleotides long. Lineage: Eukaryota; Metazoa; Chordata; Testudines; Testudinidae. The record is from RefSeq and is a predicted model, not a curated record.